Mixia osmundae IAM 14324 is the source of this 1596-nucleotide messenger RNA. RefSeq lists its product as uncharacterized. The annotation marks the transcript as partial. The transcript has 5 exons. The record is from RefSeq and is a predicted model, not a curated record. NCBI's taxonomy places the organism in Eukaryota, Fungi, Basidiomycota, Mixiomycetes, Mixiales, Mixiaceae.
GAGAUCAGGGACUCAUCGAUUGACAGCAUCUCAUCGCAUAGCAUCACGUCGUCGCACCGCACCCUUUCCACUACCACAACAGCGCCCAUCAUGCCCCACCUGAGAGACGAGACGAUGCGACAGGCCCGUGACCGAUCGGUAGCUCGCUACAUCCGCGCUGCCUCUGACAUCCUCGACGACGCUACGGCAGGCAGUCGUGCUCAUCGGGAGCGCCAGUCGUCCGUCUACUACAACUUUGCUGCCCAGCUUGCUGCUGCAGACUCGACACUCGGCUUGCUCAAGACGCUCGCUGUGGCACCCGAGAUCCAGGCCGUCACUCGCUCAAGCUCGCUCGAUCGUGUUGCACUCGCUGAGCUCGGUCUCGGCUCAUCACUCGUCGGCCGUGGUCAUGACGAGCGUCUGCUUCAAGUCGUCUUGCUCGCUACGCUGGUCCAGGAGGGCAUCAAUGAUCGUGCUCAGUCGUCAUCAUGGAUCCGCUCGCUCGGUCAAGACGUCUUGCUCGCCCGUCUCCUCGCGGCCAACGACCAAGGCCGUCAGGUCUCGCUUCAAGAAGCCUACGAGCUCGUCCAGGAUCUGAUCGACACCCGCUACUCCGGCCGCCACGAGCAGGAGUGUCGUGUCCAGUUGCUCAUUCAAUUGACCUCUGACGCUGCACGCUCAUCAUCUGCUCUGGCCUCGAUCAGCCGAAUCGGUGCUCGCCGUGAGGACGUUCGUGACAUCAUCGAGUCGCUCGUCUUUGACCGUCGACCGGCUCGCAACGUCAACGCACGUGACAUCAUCGAGCUCAUUGCCUCGAGCCGCUCCCAGCUCAAGUCACGUCGUUGCGCCGCACUUGACGGCGGCAAUGACAACCUUGCCGAUCUCAUCGAAGCGCUCUCGUUCGAUCGCUCUGCUCGUCGUGGCCUCAGCUCUCGCACUGAGCACGACAUCGAGCAGCUUGCCAACGAUCUCAUCCAAGACCGCGGCAUUGAACGUAUCGGUGGCAAACGCGAGAUCGACCAGGUCCUCAUCGAUGCUCUCGACGGUCGUCGCUCGAUCGCUCGUGAAAAUCGCAUCGAACGUGAUGCUGAGCGUGUCCUCAUCGAUCUCCUCGGCGAACGCGGUGUCCGUGGCUCGUCUAGCAACGAAGCUGAGCUCAUUCAGGACGUCAUCGCUGGCCGCUGCUCGACGCGUGGACUCGAUCUCGAAGACAUCCUUGCUGCGACUCGUCGUGCAGGUCGUGGUGUCGACAUUGAGGACUUGAUCGCUACUCCUCGCACCGGACGUGACUACGAUCUCGAAGACCUCCUUCAAGCUCGUCUCGGUCGCAACAACUCGGAGGCCGAAACGCUUCGUCUCAUCCGCAACCUCGAACGCAAUGGCGUCCUUCGCACGGUCGAAGCAGAGGCCGGCUGCUGCGGCCAGACGGACGAGCUGGAUCGCAUCUUCGGCCUGGCCGGAAUAAAGCUCGCAAGCUCGAACGAUCAGGACAGAUUGAACGCAACCUCGCUCAAGCGGUCAGUCCAUGAUCAAGUCGCUGACACAAUGCAAGCUGAUCUUGUUCUGUCCAACAGCUCCGCCGAUUGUCGAGCUCGCUCUGAAGUCAUCACGCAGGAG